Messenger RNA from Lolium perenne, 726 nucleotides. RefSeq lists its product as uncharacterized. The record is from RefSeq and is a predicted model, not a curated record. Gene Ontology annotation, biological process: protein folding in endoplasmic reticulum; autophagosome assembly. Lineage: Eukaryota; Viridiplantae; Streptophyta; Magnoliopsida; Poales; Poaceae. Gene Ontology annotation, cellular component: membrane; EMC complex; endoplasmic reticulum.
ACAUCUGCGUGGACGUCGAGUCGAGCCGCCCAGAUCGCUGCCGUCCCAGACCUCCAAAUCUCGCCCGAGGAAGAAGAGAUUUUACGGCGGCGAUGGCGGCGACCGGCGACGACGUCCCCAUCAUCCAGGCGGAGAACCUCACCAGCAACGUCAGGUCCAUCCUCUACAGUCGGACGUUCUUGUCUAUCACUGGUGGAGUUGUUGCCGGUAUAUGGGGAUUCACGGGUCUGACCGGUUUCAUCUUCUACUUUCUGAUAAUGAUGGUAGCAUCGCUGGGGCUCUUGGCAAAGUCAAAGUUUUCAGUUCACACAUACUUCGAUAGCUGGAGCAGGAUUUUAGUUGAAGGAGUUUUUGGUGGCCUUAUGUCCUUCGUGCUGUUCUGGACAUUUGCGUAUGAUAUUGUCCACAUCUUCUGAUGGAAGGAGCUGAAGUCAGAAGAACACAGCAUAUCACAUCUUCUGAUGGAAGGAGCUAAACUCAGAAGAACAAAGCUUGUGCAAGCUUUUUCCCUAACCUGAUGGAACAAUGAAGUCUCCGGUUUAUCCAUUUUUGUUGUUAGUUAUUAUACUACUGUCCAGUUUGAUGAACUGCAACAAUGUAUAUGCCAAUUUGAUGGCUAGUGUAUCAGUAAUCAGUUAUCCCGUUGUAAACCUGCAAGUGAGAAAAUGUGCAACCCUCUCUCCCCGAACAGUUAUGAGUUAUUACAUUGCUCGUUUCCUGGAUCCA